Molecule: messenger RNA, 1736 nt
Organism: Malaclemys terrapin pileata
Lineage: Eukaryota; Metazoa; Chordata; Testudines; Emydidae
Gene: MOGAT1
Product: monoacylglycerol O-acyltransferase 1
Exons: 6
Coding region: 578-1585 (335 amino acids)
Biological process (GO): diacylglycerol biosynthetic process; triglyceride biosynthetic process
Cellular component (GO): endoplasmic reticulum membrane
Molecular function (GO): diacylglycerol O-acyltransferase activity
Source: RefSeq, a predicted model, not a curated record
UAAAUUUUAUUAGAGAAUACAACCACCUCCUCUCCGACCUGCCCUUGUCACUGCCCCUCCCCGCCGGGCUCGCCUCUUGGCCUGAAUUGCUCUCGUGUUGCACAGCAGUCAGGUGUUCCCCCCCCUCGCUGAACUGCAGCCUCUGCACUGCUCCCCGAGCUGCAGUCUGGCCCGUCCCAGCACAGUUGUUCCUGCUCUGCGGGCAGCCCUCUUGGCCCGGGACUGCCUCUGCCGGGAGCGGGCAGCGAGUUCCCGUAAGGCAGGGUGCGUACGGGCUCUGAUCGGACUCUUGUGCCGCUUGGCUGAGUCACAUGCAAGCCCCGAGGCUUUGGCUGCCCUCAGUGAUCACUUCCCCCUGAGGCAGCGGGCCGCCCCGGCGCUGGCGCUGAAGCUGAACCUUCACCUCCCGAACUUCAACUUGCGGGGAGCGAUGGCCAGCCGGAGCACUGAGGAUCUGUUUUAAUGCUGGCGGGGGAUCAGUGCUGGGAGUCGGUUGUUUGCUGUCCUCGUUCUGCUGCUAUUCACCUCUCCGGGGAGGAGCGAAGGUUUUACCUCUGCAGGACAGGACAGACACAGCAUGAAGGUCGAGUUUGCUCCCAUCAACAUUCCCCUGGCCAGGAGAAUUCAGACAGCUGCAGUGAUUCAGUGGCUCUUCUCCUUCCUCUUACUAGCACAGUGUUGCUGGGGAGUCUUUAUCAUCUUGCUUUUGGGAAACUACUGGUUCCUCCCUGUCCUCUAUGCACUGUGGCUCUAUCUUGAUUGGGAAACCCCCCAAACUGGAGGGAGAAGAUCAAAGUGGGUCAGAAACUGGACUGUUUGGAAGUACUUUACGGAUUACUUUCCAAUUCACCUCAUAAAAACAUCAGAUUUGGAUCCAAGCCAAAACUAUCUGUUUGGAUUUCACCCUCAUGGUAUUCUUGUUGCUGGAGCCUUUGGAAACUUUUGCACAGAAUAUACAGGUUUUAAAGAAUUAUUCCCUGGUCUUACUCCAUAUCUUCACAUCUUGCCCUUCUGGUUCGGAUGCCCUUUCUUCAGAGAUUAUGCUUUGAGUACUGGAGUGGUGUCAGCCUCCAAGAAGAGUGUAUCUCAUGUGCUGAACAAUGACAGAGGUGGAAACGUUGCAGUGAUUGUGAUUGGAGGAGCAGAAGAGUCUUUGGAUGCCCAUCCUGGAAGUUUAACUCUGAGUAUCCUCAAGAGAAGAGGUUUUAUUAAAAUGGCUUUGAAAUAUGGGGCUCACUUGGUUCCAGUAUUCUCUUUUGGCGAAAAUGAACUGUUUAAGCAAGUUGCAAACCCCAAAGGAUCGUGGCUCAGAACUUUACAGGAGAGCCUGAGGAAGAUAGUGGGGUUUACUUUACCACUGUUUCAUGCUAGAGGAAUAUUUCAGUACAGUUUUGGCUUGAUGCCUUAUAGGAAACCUAUUCACACUGUUGUGGGGAAACCUAUCACUGUAACACAGAAUUUGAAUCCUACUCUUGAAGAGAUUGAGCAGCUGCAUCAAAAAUACCUGCAAGAACUAAGUAAAUUAUUUGAAGACCACAAAGAAAAAUAUGGGAUACCAGACCAUGAAUCGCUCCUCUUUAAAUAACUGCAAAUUCAGGAUGUCCGGAUGUAAGACAGUGGCAGGCAACCAGUGGAGUCACGUUUGUGAUGAAACAAAACAUUUCUCAAUUUGCAACCACUCUUCUAUAUGAAAAAUGUGUGCGUGUGAUAGAUUAAAUUGAUAGCAUUCUUUCCCA